AUGCUCGGCACAGCUUUAAUGAGACGCAGAUUAGUCGAAUUGAGAGGGAACAGUAGAAAUUUCGCAAAUAAGAAAAAGGAAGGGAUCACGGGGAACAGGUUCUCUAGACGUUUUCGUGGUUCGGGAAGCACUGGUUUAUUUGUUUUUGCUUUUUUUUGCGACAGGAUUUUGGGGAGCAAUAUUUUUCCAGAAUUUGAGUUUUUGAAUGAAAGCAAUGGUAGCAAGGUAGAUCAAGAUCGGACAGACAGAAAUUUACAAUUCUUAACUCGACUGCUUUCAGAGGAGUCAGUGAGACAACAUCAGGUUCUUAAAGUUUUCAAGAGCGAAGGAAGAGUCACUAGAGGUAUUUAG
Molecule: messenger RNA, 351 nt
Organism: Phycomyces blakesleeanus NRRL 1555(-)
Lineage: Eukaryota; Fungi; Mucoromycota; Mucoromycetes; Mucorales; Phycomycetaceae
Exons: 3
Coding region: 1-351 (116 amino acids)
Source: RefSeq, a predicted model, not a curated record